UCCUUUCAGCAUCUUCUAUUGGUUCCCCGCUCGGUGUCGGUGACGCCGACGGAGGAAGCCGGAGCGCUUUAAAUCUGAAGAGCUCAAUGAGAACGGUGGCAGACGUCCAAGCCGGAGCCGCGAUGCCGUUCUCUCUGUUUUUCUUUGUGUUGGUGGCGACAGACGCUGCCCUCGGCUUCGAUGACAAGAUUGUCGGCGGCUACGAGUGCAGGCCUCACUCCGUCCCCUGGCAGGUGUCCCUCAACAACGGCUGGCACUACUGCGGGGGAACCCUGAUCAGUGACCGCUGGGUCGUCAGCGCUGCACACUGCUACAAAGACGGGGACAUCGAGGUCCGUUUGGGUGAGCACCACAUCGGCUACAAGGACGGCCCCGAGCAGUUCAUCGCCCCCGCCGCCGUCAUCCGCCACCCGGACUACGACCGCUACACCAUCAACAACGACAUCAUGCUGAUUAAACUUGCACAGCCGGCGAAGUUUGACGAGUACGUGCAGCCGGUGGCGCUGCCCGGCAGCUGUGCGUCAGCCGGGACCCAGUGUUUGGUGUCCGGGUGGGGAGCCACCAAGAGCCCCUUCGGGUGUCUGAAAUGUCUCCACUGCCUGGACCUGCCCAUCCUGUCCCAGGAGGACUGUGAGCGCUCCUAUCCCGACAGGAUCACCUCCUCCAUGCUCUGUGCCGGCUUCCUCCAGGGAGGAAAGGACUCCUGCCAGGGAGAUUCUGGAGGUCCUCUGGUGUGUGACGGGGAACUUCAAGGUGUGGUGUCCUGGGGAUGGGGCUGCGCUGAGGAAAAUCGUCCCGGAGUUUACGCCAAGGUCUGUCACUUCACCGACUGGAUCCACUCCACCAUGGCCUCCCACUGAAGUCCUUCUCUGGAGGAAACUGCCUGCCGCUGCACACACAUUCAUUCCACAUUAAAUGGCGAGUGUAUUUAUACAGGUUUACUAGCCAGUUGAUGGACUCGGUGACUGUGAGUCAGUGUUGACCAAUAAAGUAUUGUCAUGAUAAACAAGCUCA
Molecule: messenger RNA, 1014 nt
Organism: Mugil cephalus (flathead mullet)
Lineage: Eukaryota; Metazoa; Chordata; Actinopteri; Mugiliformes; Mugilidae
Product: trypsin-2-like
Exons: 6
Coding region: 87-860 (257 amino acids)
Biological process (GO): proteolysis
Molecular function (GO): serine-type endopeptidase activity
Source: RefSeq, a predicted model, not a curated record